ACAUUAGCCAAUUGACAAAAAAGUCCCGAUUGUACACUUUGCAGUCGGAGGUAUUUUCAAGACGGCAGUCGGCAAACCCAUUUUGACAUUUGUAAAAAUGCAAGCUUUGACCCAUUUUGUUCAUGCAUCAUCAAUCAAGCAGCCCUUCUUCCUUCUUCUUUCCUAGUCAUAUAAAUCUAGAGAGAGAAAGAAGAGAGAGAGAGAGAGUUGAAAGGUAGUUUCUUGAUUAUUAAUUGCUAAAAUCAGAUAUUGUUUUUUCAAAAUGAAGCCAAUUUUCUUGAUUUACAUUCUUCUUCUUACCCUUUUCGUCUUUUUCCCUCCAAUUUCUUCAGCAAACACAACCACAAUCUGCCCUCUGGAUCUCGAUUACGUGCUCACAAUCCCAUGGAACACCUCCGAUUGCAGAGGGUACAAUCAGAACCCAACAAACAGCUCCAGUGGCGGCGCCGCCGGCGCCAGAAGCAGCUGCUGCCAAACACUACUCUCCCUCUACGGCGUAUCGCUCUCGCACCACCUCAAGAACACAUCCCUUUUCCAACUUCCCGAUUUGCCCUCCUCGAUUUCGUGCCUCGACAAUUUCCAGCAGAAGCUCACCUCCCUCUCUCUCCCCUCCGCCCUCACAUCCCUCUGUUUCGACCCUCUUCAGUUCGUCAUUUCGUCGAACAUCUGCGCCGCAAUCCAAACCACCGCCGACUGGUCGGCGAAACUCGGCAACUCCACCGCCGUGGACGCUUCUUGCAAACCCGACCUCACCGAUCUCAGCUCCUGCGACGCCUGCGUCGCCGCCGGCUUUCGCGUUCAGGCAGAUCUGAUCGCCAUCGACGGUAAUAAAUCCCACUCCGUUGACUGCUUUUACUUCACCGUUCUUUACGCCGCCGGAAUUGUGAACCAGUACGGCCCACAGAGCAUCGGCGCCGUUACUUGCAUCUUCGGCCUCUCAGUUAUCAACCCUAAAAAAGGUUCUUCGAAUAAACGCCAUUCUGCACUCCUUUUCGGAUUAAUCGGUUCAAUUUUAGCCGCCAUUUUCGUAUCUAGUGUUUUGUACUUAUGGUGGAAUAGGAAAAAUCAUGUAGAGAGGAAAGACGAAGUGGGGUCCACUCGGCCAAGAAGAAGGCCGACCACCGUGUCUAUAUGGUACAAAAUCGAAGAACUCGAGCGAGCAACCGAUAAUUUCUCGACCAAAAACUUCAUUGGUAGAGGAGGGUUUGGUAUGGUCUACAAAGGCACAUUGUCCGACGGUACAGUUGUGGCCGUUAAGAAAGUGAUCGAGUCCGACAUUCAACAAAAUGAUGAUUUUUGCAACGAAGUCGAGAUCAUCAGCACAUUGAAGCACCGAAAUCUAGUCCCACUUAGAGGAUGUUGUGUGUCCGAAAACGAAAGAUUCCUCGUGUACGACUACAUGCCCAAAGGCAACCUCGAAGACCGCUUGUUCAACGGCGGAGAUUUGCCGCCGCUGACGUGGCGGCAAAGGAAGAGCGUGGUCGUCGACGUGGCAAAAGGGUUGGCCUAUCUCCACUACGGAGUGAAGCCCGCGAUUUUUCAUCGGGAUAUCAAAGCGACGAAUAUACUAUUGGACGACGAUAUGAAAGCUAGAGUGGCGGAUUUCGGAUUGGCUAAGCAAAAUCGAGAAGGGCAAUCACAUUUGACAACUAGGGUUGCCGGGACCCACGGGUAUCUAGCACCCGAGUACGCGCUUUACGGGCAGUUGACCGAGAAGAGCGAUGUGUAUAGCUUUGGGGUUGUUGUUCUGGAGGUUAUGUGCGGGAGGAAGGCUCUAGAACUUUCCGGAGGGUCGCCGCGUGGGUUCUUGAUUACGGAUUGGGCUUGGUCUUUGGUCAAGGAAGGGAAGAUGGAGAAGGUUCUAGAUGCUUCCCUUUUGAGAGACGACGAGAAUCCAAAGGAGGUGAUGGAGAGAUUUGUGCUCGUCGGCAUUUUGUGUGCGCAUGUAAUGGUGGCGCUUAGGCCGACUAUUAUCGAGGCGUUGAAAAUGUUGGAAGGGGAUAUUGAGGUUCCUCCGAUUCCCGAUAGGCCUACGCCGCUCGGGCAUCCUUCGUUUUCGAGGGGAGGUAAUAAUAAUAAUUUUAGUAUUUCGCCGGCUUUGAGUGGGCUGCACUUGAAUUCGGGAGACAUGCUUAGGUAAAGAACCAAGAAAAGAAGCUAUAUAUGUUUGUAUGUAUGUGUAUGUAUGUAUAGAUUCUUGUGUAUCUAUCUCUCUUUGCUGAUGUUUGAGUAUGUGAAAUUGUUUUAUGUAAAAGAAAUAGAUGAUUUUGUAUGAGAGAAAUAACUAUUGAGGGUCUAUAAUACUACACCGGGUGAAAUACAGUGGAUAAAUCUUUACCAUUCAUAUGCACACCCACAUUUGGUGUGUGUAGAUCAACGGUAAAAAAUUACAAAUGGUAUAGUUUUCACCGGGUGUAGCAUAGAAAUAACAGACUAUUGAGUCAAGUUUUGCCGUACUUAAAGAGUGAUUUGUUAUCUUAUGCUUGUUUGAUAACAUGCAUACAA
Erythranthe guttata (spotted monkey flower) is the source of this 2505-nucleotide messenger RNA. RefSeq names its product putative receptor-like protein kinase At1g11050. Gene Ontology annotation, biological process: protein phosphorylation. Gene Ontology annotation, molecular function: protein kinase activity; ATP binding. NCBI's taxonomy places the organism in Eukaryota, Viridiplantae, Streptophyta, Magnoliopsida, Lamiales, Phrymaceae. The record is from RefSeq and is a predicted model, not a curated record.